Molecule: messenger RNA, 3909 nt
Organism: Cladophialophora immunda
Lineage: Eukaryota; Fungi; Ascomycota; Eurotiomycetes; Chaetothyriales; Herpotrichiellaceae
Exons: 2
Coding region: 775-2850 (691 amino acids)
Biological process (GO): negative regulation of transcription by RNA polymerase II; positive regulation of transcription by RNA polymerase II
Cellular component (GO): nucleus; transcription regulator complex
Source: RefSeq, a predicted model, not a curated record
UGUAAGUGUCUCUCCCUGCACCUGCACACCUGCAGAUCCUGAAGUUGCACCUGCGACUUGGAACCUGAUCUUCAAAGUCUUCACCACUGGGGCUUGAACAGUGUCUGCCACUCAGUCUCAAGUGGCGCUUUCGCUGUCUAGUCGCUCUUUUCCCUUCUGCACCGCCCUCGACUCUGCUCUGGGAGCCUACCUCCUAAUUUCCGACCGGUUCUCGUCCACUUCUGCCCGGGGUCAUCAGAUCACGAGUACCACUGCAGUGUACCAGCCCGAUAACAUCGCAACCGCAACCCUCACAACUCCCGGAUCAUCUGCCUCAACUGGCUACUCGCUUUAUCUGCUCCUUCGCGACUCACAAGAGGAUGAAAUGGUCAUGAAGCCUCUGCGCGCUUCCAUCACUGCCGCCACCGCCCGAUGAUUCGAUUAUCGUCGUUGUCGCGACACUGAUCUAGCCCCCGUCAGACGAUCCUGGCCCGGCGAAACAUCGCCCAUCCCAGGAAUUUCUGCAGUCCAUCCACGCCGCGUCGAUCACCGACAAGAACACACAUCGACCAUACCCAUCCGAUUGCAUGAAACCUCCAGAUUCUACAAAUGUGACAACACUUCGCUCCGUGCCGAACAACUACAGCGUCUUUCCGCGAAAAAAGUGGGGCCAGAGGGAUCGGAGGUGGGAAAAAAGAGAAGGACCAGAAACCCAACAGAGGUAAUCAGAAAUACUUCCUAUAUCGUCGCGCGGAUAUUGCGAUUUGAUAUAUCGCUCGGUAAUUGCCCUUGAAGAUGAUGGCCCAAAGCUUCCCGCACCAUGCGGGUAUCGCUCCGGGUCAUCCUGGAAUCCCUCCAGGUCAUCCCAUGGGGAUGCAACAUCCUGGCGCCGCCCACAUGGGAGGUCAACCGGGGCCCGGUAUGAUGCAGGCGAUGCAUCCAGGCGUGUCUGCUCCUCAAGUCACUCAAGGACCCAUGGUCACUGGCAUGCCGCCCGGUGCUGGGACUCCAGCUCCAGGCCCCAUGCACAACGGUAUGGCCAUGGCCCACAUGAAUCCUCAGCAGGCCAUAUUUCAACAGCAUAACCCGCAGAUGAAUUAUGCCCAAGGGAUGUUCUCACCGCACCAACAGCAGUACAUGGCUCGCCAGCGCAUGAUGCAGCAAAUGUCCCAGGCUCAGGCACAGGGCAUGCCCGUGGGAAUGCCGAAUGCGCCCGGCUUUAAUCAAGCACAGUUGGCGCAAAUGAAGAUGGGAAUGGGCAUGCACCCACAAAUGCAGAUGAACGCCAACCAUCCUCAGAUGCAAAGCCUGCAACAUCAACACAAUCAGCAGCAGUUGAUCCGAGCUCAACAGGCCCAAGCUCAGGCGCAACAACAUGUGGCGCAGAUGGCGGCCGCUGCUCAGAACCAAAGGGCGGUCGCUCAACAAAUGCAAAUGUCACGGUCGCAGGAACAGACCACCCAGCCUCCACAAUCACAACCCCUGCCCGCUCCCCAAACACAACCUCCUCCGCAACCUACCCCGACUUCACAACCCCAAGCACAGCCAGCGCAGCCCAAACCCCAACCACCACAGCCACAGCCGGUACAGAACCAACCACAGAACCAGCCCCAGAAUCAGCCAGUGAAGACUACGGAACCGGAAGAGGAGCCUCGCGUGAAGCAGCAGCAGGAAGCGGCCGCCAAUAUGAUUCUGCCUGAGCUUCCCAAACAAGACAUGAUUGGUGGUCAAUGUAUUUUGAAACUGAUCGAGUACCAGGAUCUUCUCGCACACCCGGAACGACCAAAUGAUCUGGACUACUGGGAAGCAUUGAUUACCAGAUUCUUUUCUCCGAUCGGGUCAUUGAGACAACAGUUUUUCAACAACAAAUCCGGCGGCGACAAAUCCUUCCAGCUUCAGUUUCCAUCCCUCGCCCGCUACUAUCACUCAUAUUUUGCGAGUGGUGUCAAGCAAAUCCUGCUCCAGUCUUUUGAGCAUACCCAGACCAAGACAGCCAACGGCGGUGUCCAUAUCACAAGUAGCAGUGCGAGUUUGACGUAUGUUUUUGCCAACGAUAUUCGAGUGACCACCAACGGACAGCUGCGCGUUCUUUUUGACGAUGUUCAGUCCAUUGAGCACCUGAAUAUCAGCUCGACGGGAUGGCAAGAGUACAUUCCACGGCAUGUGUUGUUACAACCCAUGUCGCCAGAAAUGAAGCAGAGUCCCAAAAUCACAAACAAGAACCUCAAACGGACACAAGGGAAGGCAAAUGUAUCAGUAGCAGGGCCAGUCAUUCCCACCUCAGGUGUCAGUGAAUGGGGUGUCCCCCAACACAUUUCCCAAUUCUUAGAGAUUGCUGAAGUCAUGACGGCCAUGGGUCCGCUCAUGGAAUACUACCAACAACAUCCUGGAAUCUCUCCCAAAGACACGCUCCUGCGAGUCACGCAAGAGAAUGCGCAAAACAUGGCCCAGGCUAACAACACGCGGCUGAACCAGAUGGCAAGGGCCGCCAAUGGCCAAGUCAUCUUCCCCAAUCAAAUGAACCCUGGCAUGAACGGGCCAAAUAUGAUGAACUCGCCUGCCAUGGGGCAUCUUAACGUUCCUCAAGCUCAAGGGUCACCCAUGAUGGGAGGCCCAGUGCAUACACCUAGUCCGGCCCAGAAUCCCACCGCGGGAGGUGUAGCCAUGAUGCACCAAAUGAGUGCGCAGGGAUCCAAUCUCAGCGGGAGUCAAGGCCCCAGUACAAACACUAGCCCGAACGUCUCCAAUAAGAGGCGACGUGCGAGUGUGGUCAAGAUAGAGGAAGAAAACGCACAAGGAGAGGUGAACGGAGCCAACAAAGUCAAGCCAAGUCCAAAGCUCGGCGGCAAGAGGCAGAAGGGAUCUGCAUGAGCAUUCAGCCCUCGUUGGGAAUGAACCAGGUCUGAAAUAGGUCAUCUCAUUGCAAACAAUGAGGCCGUUCUAUCGCCUACCGGAGGGCCAAGGAGCUGCCUGGCCUGGAUAUCUGUGUCGGUCGAAAUUCCCUGACUGCGUGUUAUGUGAACGGAUACUCUCUAGGAGACGGUGUCAUUUUGGUUUUCUUCAAUUGCAUAUACCCCCUUGUUUGGAUUGUCUCCAAAAGGGUUCGGUGUCGGUGUUGAGAGUCGGGGAACGGAAAGAAUUUCUCGGCCUCGUUGCGGUACAGAGCUCGAUAUGUGCCGAUGAACAGACUAUAUUGCUGUCUAGACCGGGCCGCGACGACUUUUCUUUGGGAAGCUUUCGACAAAGAGGCUUGCACACGGAGAAAAUGGGCGGUUGGGCAGCUUCGACGCGAUUUUGUAUCAUUAUUUCGACUUUCUAUGUUUGUCACAGGGAAGAAUCUUGAGGCUUUAGUGGAUCUUGCCGGCCUAGGAUAUUCUGGAUAUAUGACGCUCCGACGCGACAUGGGCAUACGAGCGUGAAGAGGAGGAGGGCGAUGCAGACAUGCGGCGGCAGGCUGAACCUGAACGAAGUCGACCGACAAGGAUGAGAAAAGGUGGUGCAUGUGGAUGGACAUUGGGACUGGCGCGCAGGACGGGGGUGGUGCGACACAAGCAAGAAGGGGUGGUAUAGCGGGUGGGCGUCGGGUUGGAUAUUGAGGAUCGGGGAUUAUGUCAAUCAAGUAUCGCCGCUGCUUGCUAAUAGAACUGAGAUGUCUCUCUCUACGGGGAAGUUUCUACUUGUAUCAUGAGUCGAGUGACGGGACUAAGUAGAAUGUCCAGGGGGCGAGAAUUCAGCCUUGUAUAGAGCCAGCCUUUUCUGGCCGAGAUGCGACGGGCGAGGCUGGCUUAUGCGCAAGCAGGGUGGCACAGGGCGUUCGAGAUGAGCAGACAGUGCAACGGGGAUAGGUACUCGAUCGUAUGGUUCAUAAUUCUAUACGAGGUCAGGAUGAAAGACGUUCAGCUUUGGACAGGGGGUGGCCUCAAGACUAAA